Nasonia vitripennis (jewel wasp) is the source of this 2737-nucleotide messenger RNA. It is a transcript of the gene Pa1, whose product is annotated as PAXIP1-associated glutamate-rich protein 1. The record is from RefSeq and is a predicted model, not a curated record. The transcript has 3 exons. NCBI's taxonomy places the organism in Eukaryota, Metazoa, Arthropoda, Insecta, Hymenoptera, Pteromalidae. The coding region runs from base 212 to 661 and encodes 149 amino acids.
AAUAAUAUAUUUUUCAAAUCAAAAAGCUCUGUUUUGUCAGCCAUGGAUAAAAAAGGGCGGAGAACUUGUAAAAGCGCCAAACGCGGUACGGCGGCAUUGACGCACACUUACAAGCAUAACCUCAAAAUGUGACUCGUUCAAUUUUGUUAAACUUAAAUUUUGGAUAAACAUUAAAAAGUUUCGUGGAAAAAAUUGCGAUCAAUUGUAAAAAAUGGAGAGAAACGAAGAGGACUGGGCGGUCGAGUGCUCGGACGACGAGAAAUAUGAGGUCGAUCCAAAGAACGGAUGGGUGCACAAGGCAGAAGAUAUAUCUUCUCUGAUAGAGGGUCUAGAGAGCAACAAUCGAGUAUUGGAGCUGGAGUGGAAGUGUCCAGGCAGGCGAGAACCAUCUCCUGUGACUAUGAAGAAUCAUCAGCAGGAUCCAAUGAGUGAAUUCAAGCCAAAAGAAAAGUCAGAUUUUGACUUUAUGGAUGAAAUGUCUUCUCCAAGAUUGCCAGUCAGAAGAGCUGGAGAGAGUACUCCAAAAGGAAGUGCCAAAAAGAAAACGGCUAGUUUUAACGGAGUGUUGUCAACAAUGCUUCGCCAUCGCAGAUUAGAGCAGCAGGAGAUCAAUUCGAGUCCCAAAAAGACGGAACCAAGUUCGCCGGGAAUGAAGUCAUAGAACUGACUCACGUCUGUGUGAAAAAGUGACAGUUGGGUAAAGUGAACAAUGAAAAACUGAACUGAUUACCAGUUAACCUUUUGAUUUCUACAAAUACAAAUAUUCUUUUUAGUUUUUUUAUAGUCUAUAUUCGAGAUUCAAGACUAUGAUUACCUGUAAAGGGUAUUGAUCAACUAUCCUCUGUGAGGAUACAGAGUAAUAAUUAUCUGCAUACGACAAGAGAUUUUUUAUCUUUGUCAAUAUAAUUUUAGAUACACAAUAGAUUCUCUAAGAUAUAAGACACAUGUUGUGUGUUAAAAGCUAACUGUAAUGUAUGCAAUAUUGUAAAUGUUUAUUUUUUAAGGUUUUGUUUUCUUUUUGCAAAGAUUACAAAAAAAUAUUAACUUUCUUGGGUAGAAAAAAAAAUAGCAUUGAAAAGUUAAUAAACUCUAUUUUUACCGGAAUUAAAGUACUACGUGAAAAACUGAAACGCGAUGUAGGCUUACGACUUAAGUUAGCAAACGUGGCCUCCAACCAAUUUGUUGUCUGGCCUGGCCCAGUCGGGAAAGUCCUUUAUUUUGUACACGUAGGCGCCCCAGGUCGGGAACAUGGCGAUGACGACGAAAAAACUGUAAAUCGCGGGUCCGCAGCCGCCGAGCAUGAGACUCUUCACCGGCAGUUCACCGGUCACGGUGAUGAUGGCGUUCGGUGGCGUUCCGACCGGAAGUCGAAAAGCGUACGAGCACAUGAGCGCCGACGGGAUCAUCACGUACAAGGGAUGUAUCUGUACUGCCACGCUCUGAGUGACGUAAUUUUUUUCGUAAACUGAUUAGUCUAGAGACGCUUUUUGUUAAUAUAUAAUUAGGUACGGUAUACGGACUAGUCGUAAGUCAGAGUCUUUAUAUGUUGUUACUCGUAAAGAAUCUAAAUUUAAAUGAAGCUAUAAUGCCUUUGUACUGUUUAUCUCUAAGUUUAGACGAAUGAGCGACGGAGAACGUAAAAAAAAUCAUUCGGGUACAUACAUAGUUUGGUAUUUAUAUACGACAAAAUUUAUAAUAUAUUAUGGUCUACUACUUUAUAAAGAUUAUCUUCUAUAUUAGUGUAACUCGUAUUGAAUGUAUAGUAAAAGUAUACCGUACUGUUAAAUAUGGGCAAAAAAUCAUUACCAUUUGAGCGAUGACCGGUAGCAUGAUGUUGGCUAUUCCAAUGUUCGACGUGAAUUCCGUGAUUGUACCAGUGAAGAGGCAAGUUAUACAGAGGAUUAAAAAAGGCGGCAGUUCCUUCAGCGGAGACAGCGAUUCUCCUAUUCUCUUCGACAGACAAGACUCGUUGCUACCCUUGGAGAUAGCAAAGCCACCGCCCAGCAGAAACAUCAGGCUCCAGGGCAUCUUGCUCUCGAUGGCUUUCCACGUGAUCAAACCCUCCGACGACCUCGUGGGUCUUUUGUUGGCUGAAAUUAAUUUUUUUCUUGUUCUGUUUUAUGCUUCGUUCUACUUAUCUUCUUUGUCCGGCGAUUUAUAUUUAUUUUUGUGACACAUGCACGAUUUCUGCGUUUUUUCACCUAAAAAGCGAGCUUAUAAAGUGACCUUUUUCGGGACGACUGGAAUCAAGGGGGCAAAUAAAACUUAGAAAUACUUAUAUACUAUACACAUAUAAUGUAUUUGUAUGUGUAUAUGUAUAUUUGUAGGCUUAAAAAACGCAGAAAUCAGUACAUGCGUUACAAAAAAUAUGGCGUGCACCGAAGGCUAAGCGGGCUUUUUGAUCUCGUGUGACACUCGGUUGAAAAAAGUUCACUUUACGCCCUUGGUACACGAUAUACUAUUAAAAAAAAAAAAAAAAAAAAAAAAAAUGUGGACCAAGUGCUAUGAUAUAUACGUGUAACGACGAUUUAUUUUUGUUCGGCAAUAGAGGCGAAAGCGCGAAAGCCACUGACACGAGCUGCCUUAUUCGCGGGCAUUCAAAGGCUUUGCGAGAGCAAAACCGUGUUCGCGAUUUUGGCGGCGGUAUAUUUACUUAUCUGCUUUGUACAAUCGUUCAUUGACUGUAUUGAUUUUGGCUCAGUACUGCAUACAUUAAAAGGAUAAUAGUGUUUAACAA